Molecule: messenger RNA, 1129 nt
Organism: Acanthoscelides obtectus
Lineage: Eukaryota; Metazoa; Arthropoda; Insecta; Coleoptera; Chrysomelidae
Source: the annotation of a GenBank genome assembly
CAGAGCACCAUGGCUACCGAUCACGCGUUGAUCACGAAUCAACCACUGUUUACGAUUACUUUGUGGCUUCGUUAGAUACACUACAACUAAUAUUUUGCUCCUUGGAGGUUUGUAGUGAAUUAAUAAUAGAUGACUUUAAUAAGCACAGUUUAACGACGCCAUUUAUAAAAGCGAAUAUAAAUCUCAGAAAAUUCGUUUAAUCUUUAACAUAUUCGGAGUUGCAGGAGGGAAGAUGGUAGACAUGAAUACGACAUUAGUAAUGCGUGUCAAAAAUCACUGGAAACGUGGCAACACUGUUCAUAUAUAACAAAAAACAUGUUUUUUGUUUUGGCACAGGUUUUGGCGGGAACCGAUAACGGGAGGUUCUAGUUUGAUGAUGUCGAGUUGUUAGAUUUUAGUUGGAGUUUCUGAAAAAACAUAUAGAAAAUGUAUGGAGAGAAAGCAUAUGCCUUAGUGAAAGAAUGCGCCAAUCACGAAAAUAGUUUGCCACCUUAUAAUGCCAGUCUUGUUCAAGAAGUUUCAAACGAAAUCAGGACAUUAGUGGAAGAAAAUCAAGAAGAUGCUCAGACUUCUACAGAAGAAACUAGUGACAGUGGAUCAGUAGUUUCAACAAUCAGACUGCGACAUGCAGCUGUCAAAAGAAACCUUCGCUGCCUCAUGGCCUACCACUAUAAUCGUUUGAGAUUGCUCAGAAAAAUGCGUUGGGAAUUUGGCAGCAUUCUUCCUGCAGAUAUCAAAUCAAAUCUGAGCCCUGCAGAGAUUGAGUGGUUUGCAAAGUAUUCUAGGAGUUUGGCAUCUUAUAUGAGAUCUGUAGGUGAUGAUGGUCUCAACCUAGCAGUGGACUUAAAACCACCAAAAAGUCUCUAUAUAGAAGUAAAGUGUACUGUAGACUACGGUAGAUAUGAACUGAAUGAUGGUACAGUUCUACUCUUGAAGAAAGAUAGCAGACAUUAUCUACCAAGAAGUGAGUGUGAAGAAUUGGUUAGGCAAGGAGUAUUUGAGCAUAUACUUUAAUUCAAAUUUGCUGUUUUUUUAUUAUCUGUAUUCUUAUUUUUACAUGUAAUUUAUUGUUGAGUAAAAUUGAAGCAACUUGCUAAUUUUAAUUGCAAAUAUAUUAUUUCAUAACAGA